AGAACAUCAUGCUGCUGGACAAGAACGUUCCGCUGCCCAGAAUCAAACUCAUCGACUUCGGCCUCGCUCACAAGAUCGAAGCCGGAGUUGAGUUCAAAAACAUCUUCGGGACACCGGAGUUUGUAGCUCCAGAGAUCGUGAACUACGAACCGCUGGGACUAGAAGCCGACAUGUGGAGCAUCGGAGUCAUCACCUACAUCCUCCUCAGUGGAGCUUCUCCUUUCCUGGGAGAAACCAAACAGGACACUCUGGGAAACAUCUCGGCCAUAAACUACGAGUUCGACGAAGAGUUCUUCUGCCACACCAGCGACCUGGCCAAGAAGUUCAUCAGCCAGCUGCUGGAGAAGGACAAGAAGAAAAGGUUAACAAUCCAAGAUGCUCUGAAUCACCCGUGGAUCAAGUCCAACGAGCACAAAGACGAGAAUAAAUCCCUGGAGCUGAAGAAGCGUGAGCGCCGCCAGCUGAAGACCAAACGCCUCAGGGAGUAUACCAUCAAGUCCCACUCCAGCAUGCCGCCCAACAACACCUACGUGAACUUCGAGCGCUUCGCCCAGGUGGUGGAGGACAUCGACCAGAUGGAGAGCUCCUUCGUCAGCCUGGCCAUGGCCCACGACUCCCUGCAGGAGGACAUCGACGCCAUGGUGUCCAUCUACAACGACAAGGAGGUCUGGUACAAGGAGGAGAGCGAGGGCGUCCGACACGAGCUCUCCCAGAUCCGCUACGAGUUCCGGAAGGUGGAGGCGCUGAAGAGGAGCCUGCAGGACGACAUGCAGACCUUCAGCUGCAGCCUCGCCGCUAUCAGCGACCGCUACCAGGAACGGCAGAACCACUUCGACGCUCUGAGACUGGAGCUCAGCAACGAGCUGAGGUGGGUCCAAGAGGUGAUGGGGUCCUCUCCUCUGGACGGAGGAGGUGGAGGUUACCCCAACUGUAGCUUCUCCACCGUCUUCAACAACGAUGUCAACGAAGCCCUGAAGGAGCUGCUGAACCGAAGCUGUGGAGGAGAACUUCUGUCUGGGAUAAACCUGGACUUCACUGAGACCGGACAGCAGAGAUGAACCAGGAACUGAGUACCAGAAACACUGACAAGAGAAAGUAUUCACCCCCAUGGAAGGUUCCCUAGUCAUAGGUGUCUUGGUGGCCUCCCUCUCUAGUCUCUUUCAGUAACUCCUUCAGAGUAGUCAUAGGAGUCUUGGUGGCCUCCCUCUCUAGUCUCUCAGUUCUUGAGGACGUCCUGCUCUAGUCAGAUUUAUUCAUGUUCCAUCUUCCUUCCAUUUCUGGAAUGGAUUUAACUGGACUCCAGGAGACCCUUCUCAGUAACCAUCCUAAAGCGGGUUGUCUUCAAAACCUGAGUGACACUACAAGAAAGAGACUAGUGAGGGAGGCCACCAAGACAACUAUGACACCUCUGAAGAAGUUCGAACAGACCAGAGAGGGAGGCCACCAAGACUCCUAUGACUCCUCUAAAGGAGUUCCAGCUUCAGCAGCUGAAAUGUUAGAGACUGUUCAUCCAACAAAUGUUGUCUGUUCUUCAACAGUCAAAGCUUUAUGGAGACAAAGAGAAAGACUCUGAUGGAAAAAGCUCCAAUUAAAUCUGGACUAGAGUUCACCAGAAGACAUGUGGAGACUCUGAAGACACCUGGAAGAAGGUUCUUUGGUCUGAGGAGACCAGGAUGGAACUUUAUGAUCGUCAGACUAGAUGACUUGUUUGAUACCAAAUACUGAACAUCAUCACAAACACACCAUCCCCACUGUGAAACAUGGUGGUGGCAGCAUCAUGACGUGAAGCACGGUGGUGGCGGCAUCAUGACGUGAAGCAUGGUGGUGGCGGCAUCAUGAUAUGAAGCAUGGUGGUGGCAGUAUCAUGAUGUGAAGCACGGUAGAGGCAGCAUCAUGAUGUGAAGCACGGUAGAGGCAGCAUCAUGAUGUGAAGCACGGUAGAGGCAGCAUCAUGAUGGGAAGCAUGGUGGUGGCAGCAUCAUGAUGAUAAGCAUGGUGGUGGCAGCAUCAUGAUGAUAAGCAUGGUGGUGGCAGCAUUAUGAUGUGAAGCACGGUGGUGGUAGCAUCAUCAUAUUAAGCACGGUAGUGGCAGCAUCAUGAUCCAGUAACAGUAGAAAUCCUCUGGGGGUGAAAACUUUUUAAAGACUGUAUUCUGGUCAGAUCCAGUCAGUAAGGAAUCGUUUUAUUUUAGUUCGUCCUGAUGAUGAGAACUUGAAUAGAAACAGUAAAAUGUUCGUUAACAACCUUUUAGUUUCAUUUUAUCAGCUGAUGUCGUGACGUUGAAGACAGAGGAUGUUUUUUAAUCUCUAUAAUCAUCUAAAUUAUGCAGAUCCACUGUCUAUUUUUUCUGUUGUUUCUGUCUUUUGUCUCCCCCUUCUGGCAGUUAGAGUAACUACACAAACUGUCAUCCUGUGUUUUGUUUUUUUAUCUGCAGCAUCAGAAACUUUCCUCUGAAAUAAACCAUAAUGAUCCUUUUAUUGUGGAACAGCAGCAGUUUUCAGCAAACUGAUGUUUGUUGUUUUAGGAUUUAAUUUCAUAAAAACUGUAGAAACGUGAGGAUGUUCUGACUGAUGUCAUAACAGAAAAACAUGAACAACUGCAGCAGAAACAGCAGAAAACUGACAGUUUCCUGUUUCAGACACUAAAAUAAAACAGAAAACACAGACAGA
This is a messenger RNA of Amphiprion ocellaris (clown anemonefish), 2669 nucleotides long. It is a transcript of the gene dapk2a, whose product is annotated as death-associated protein kinase 2a. The transcript has 5 exons. Gene Ontology annotation, cellular component: cytoplasm; nucleus. The coding region runs from base 9 to 1058 and encodes 349 amino acids. Lineage: Eukaryota; Metazoa; Chordata; Actinopteri; Pomacentridae. The record is from RefSeq and is a predicted model, not a curated record. Gene Ontology annotation, molecular function: ATP binding; protein serine/threonine kinase activity. Gene Ontology annotation, biological process: intracellular signal transduction; protein phosphorylation; positive regulation of apoptotic process.